Molecule: messenger RNA, 1020 nt
Organism: Apis dorsata (giant honeybee)
Lineage: Eukaryota; Metazoa; Arthropoda; Insecta; Hymenoptera; Apidae
Gene: ppl
Product: glycine cleavage system H protein, mitochondrial
Exons: 4
Coding region: 286-804 (172 amino acids)
Biological process (GO): protein lipoylation; glycine decarboxylation via glycine cleavage system
Cellular component (GO): cytoplasm; mitochondrion; glycine cleavage complex
Source: RefSeq, a predicted model, not a curated record
AAUAUAUCUAUAUAUUUUUAUAUCACUAUAUUCAAUUCGUAACAGUUCGAAUUAUAUGAUGAUGAAAUGUAUAUUCUACGAUAAGAAUUAUUGAUAAAAUAAUAUAUGCUAUUUCAUAGAAAUAUUUUAAUUCAUUUAAAUCACGCGUUUCGUUUAUAUGAAGCUCUACCAAGAAACUUUUCGUACUUACUUAUAUUAGUCGAGAUUGAAACGUUCAAGUGCACGAUAAAAAUUUAUUAAGGUUAAACUCUUCGAUUGUUUUAAAAUUAAAAAAUAUAACUCGAUAUGGCAAAAGUAAUAGCACAAAUGACAAAAUAUACUGUGAGAACAUUUCCACGUAUUUCGAGAAAAAGCUUAUUUAAUAUUUCUGCUAUAAAAAUAUCGUUACAUGUUUCACGUUCCAUCACUAGUACCCGUUGUUUAAAUAUCAAAAGAUUAUACACAGAAAAACACGAGUGGAUAACAAUUAAUGGUAAUAUAGGUAUAAUUGGAAUAUCCAAUUAUGCACAAGAAGCAUUGGGAGAUGUUGUUUAUGCUCAGCUUCCAGAUAUUGGAUCUGAAAUAAAAAAAGAAGCUGAAUGUGGAGCUUUAGAAUCAGUGAAAGCUGCUUCUGAAUUAUUUAGUCCUGUAAGUGGAAAGGUAGUAGAAAAGAAUGAAGCAGUUGAAAAAACACCUAGUUUAAUUAAUACUUCUUGUUAUGAAAAAGGAUGGUUAUUUAAAGUAGAAUUAAGUAAACCUGACGAACUAAAAAGUCUGAUGAAUGAAGAAGCAUAUAAUCUAUAUUUAAAAUCUGAUCCAUCAUGAAUAUAAUAUAUUUUCUAUAUGAAAAUAUAUGAAAAUAAUUAGUAAUGAUUUAAUUUUUAUCAUUUUCAAUUGUUUAUCAUUAAUGAAAAAAGUGUGAACAUUCUUAUUUAUUUUAAAUCUUAUAAUAAUCAUGCAUGAUGUUUUAGUAGUUUAACGUUAUAUUAGUCAAAUGUGAAAUAAGUACAAUUUACAGUUGUUUAAUUAAGUAAAAAAAAA